AUGAAAGAUAUGAUGAGUAGAUCAAGUAUUAAAGGCAAAUAUGGCUUCAAGUUUUGUGUGAUUUGCAAAUCAGCUACCUCAGCAAAGAUGGCCUGCAAAAUCACUGCUGCAUUCAUCGCGUUCGUUGCUAUCGUUGUUAUUGCCAACUUCGGACAUGUCUCCUGCAGCCCAGCUAUCGCUACCUACGAUCCCCUGGGAGCUUGCAUUGAGAACUGCGCGCAGUGCAAGAAAAUGUUCGGUGCUUGGUUCGAAGGACCACUCUGCGCUCAAUCCUGCAUUGAGUUUAAGGGAAGCCUGAUUCCUGAAUGCGAAAACCUUGCCUCCAUCUCUCGUUUCCUCAACAAACUAUAA
Messenger RNA from Arctia plantaginis, 351 nucleotides. The record is from the annotation of a GenBank genome assembly. Lineage: Eukaryota; Metazoa; Arthropoda; Insecta; Lepidoptera; Erebidae.